Molecule: messenger RNA, 1718 nt
Organism: Capra hircus (goat)
Lineage: Eukaryota; Metazoa; Chordata; Mammalia; Artiodactyla; Bovidae
Product: serpin B10
Exons: 8
Coding region: 105-1298 (397 amino acids)
Biological process (GO): negative regulation of endopeptidase activity
Molecular function (GO): serine-type endopeptidase inhibitor activity
Source: RefSeq, a predicted model, not a curated record
AAAAAUUACUCCUACAGUUAAGAGUUACUUAACUCAGCCACAAUCUCUUACUAAAGGGACCCACUGCCAAUUCUGCUCCAGUGGAAGAAAACAAGAUCUUCCCAAUGGACUCUCUAGCAAAAUCUAUCAACCAAUUUGCUCUGGAGUUUAGUAAAAAGCUAGCUGAAUCUGCUGAGGGUAAAAAUAUCUUCUUUUCUCCCUGGGGGAUCUCAGCCUCCUUGGCCAUGGUGUAUUUGGGCACAAAAGGGACCACUGCAGCCCAAAUGGCCCAGGUUCUUCAAGUUAGCAGAGACCAGGACAGCGAAUUUUGUCCUGAUGGUGAAAAGAAAAGGAAAAUGGAAUUCAAUGUGGGCAAGCCUGAAGAAAUACACUCUUAUUUCCAGACACUUAUUUCAGAAAUCAACAGUUCCAGCCAUGCUUGUAUACUUAAAACAGCCAACAGGAUCUACGGGGAGAGAACUUAUCCAUUUCACAAGAAAUAUUUAGAAGAUGUGAAAACAUAUUUUGGUGCAGAGCCACAGUCUGUGAACUUUAUGGGAGCUUCUGACCACAUCAGAAAGGAGAUCAACUCUUGGGUUGAAAAACAGACUGAGGGAAAAAUCCUGAAUCUCCUACCUGAUGACGCUGUUGGCCCUACAACCAGAAUGGUUCUGGUGAAUGCCCUUUACUUUAAAGGAGUCUGGGAACAUCAAUUCCUAGUCCAAAAUACCACAGAAAAGUCAUUCAAAAUAAACAAGACUACAAGCAAACCAGUGCAAAUGAUGUCCAUGAAAGAAAAACUUCAAGUAUUUUACAUAGAAAGUCCACAAGCCAUAGGCCUUCAACUCUUCUAUGAGAGCCGUGACCUCAGUCUGCUCAUACUACUGCCAGAAGACAUUGAUGGACUGGAUCAGCUGGAAAAGGCCAUCACCUAUGAGAGGCUGAGUGAGUGGACCAGCGCAGACGCGAUGGAGCUGUGCAAUGUGCAGGUAAACCUUCCCAAGUUCAAGCUGGAAGAGACUUACGACCUCAAGUCAACUCUGAUCAGUAUGGGGAUGAGUGAUGCCUUUAACCAGAGCAAAGCUGAUUUCUCAGGAAUGUCCUCAGAGAGAGACCUAUUUCUGUCCAAUGUUUUCCAUAAGUCUUUCCUGGAAAUAAAUGAACAAGGUACAGAGGCUGCAGCUGGUACUGGGAGUGAGGUGAGUGUAAGAAUGAAACUCCCCUCCAUCGAAUUCAAUGCAGAUCACCCGUUCCUCUUUUUCAUCAGGCACAACAAAACCAACGGCAUUUUAUUUUAUGGGAGAUUCUGCUCCCCCUAAACCCUGCAUCUCUCUCAUCAAACAAGAGCCUCUUACAGUGUGAAAAAUACACGUAUGAUGGAAAACACAAUUACAGUAAAACCAGUUUGUAGCCUGACUCUUUCUUAUGCAUAAAUAUUAGAAAGAUUAUCUUGAAAUAAUAUAUUCUAGUGAUCCUAUCAGGCCUAUAUAGCUAGAGAGAAUGCAAAUUUAAUUUUGUAAUCAUUUUAAUGUGAUUUUUAUUUACAUUUCAUAAACUUGGUUAUCCAAUCAAAUGCCUUACAAUGCUUGGCCUACCUGGUCACUGUAUUUCCAUUGUCACUUAUAUUUCACAUGCAUCAUUUAGUGAAGAAAAAUCUUUAUAAAGGUGAUAUAAUGAUAUAACUGAUAUUGAUAUGUGAAUUUAAAAGUAUUCUAAAAUAAAAAUUUUAUUAGAAAGAA